Messenger RNA from Mangifera indica (mango), 2625 nucleotides. RefSeq names its product protein FAR1-RELATED SEQUENCE 8-like. Gene Ontology annotation, molecular function: zinc ion binding. The record is from RefSeq and is a predicted model, not a curated record. Bases 190 to 2394 code for a protein of 734 amino acids. The transcript is spliced from 3 exons. Gene Ontology annotation, biological process: regulation of DNA-templated transcription. Lineage: Eukaryota; Viridiplantae; Streptophyta; Magnoliopsida; Sapindales; Anacardiaceae.
AACAUAAAAUUGCUUACAUAGGGCAAAACAAACUUCUCAUGUUUUGACAGAGAGCGAGUGAAGCAUGACCGGCGGUAACGCAUUUUCUCCCGGCGAGCAUGCGGUUUCACCGAACCCUAACCUCGAAAUCGCGAUGAUGAGGAAACAUGGUGGAUUAUAUCUUGGCUAGAUAGUGUGCCCAUUAAAGAAAUGAUGAAGGGAGCCUAUUUAAGGAAAAUGAUAGAAGAAGGAUCUCAAAACACUGAGCACCUGCUUGAAGAUGAAGGCAAUGACCUUGAGAUAGAAGGUAGUGACCUAGGAAUUGAUGGCAAUGACCUUGAUCUUGAAGGUGAUGACCUUGAUCUUGAAGGCAAUGAACUUGAGAUAGAAAGUGAUGGCCUGGAGAUUGAAAGCAACGACUUUGAAAAUGACAGUAAGCAAAUCCUGGAGAGAGGAAGUAAUUGCCAUGAAAAUAAUGGAGAUGAUAGGGCUGUUCUUAAUGGUCAAAGUGACAUAUCUCAAGCAAACGAAUAUCCCCCACCAGUUGUGGGAAUGGAGUUUGAAUCCUAUGAUGAUGCUUAUAAUUAUUAUAAUUGCUAUGCCAAGGAACUAGGAUUUGCUAUUAGGGUAAAGUCAUCAUGGACAAAACGUAAUAGCAAAGAGAAACGUGGUGCUGUACUUUGUUGCAACUGCGAGGGUUUCAAAACGGUUAAAGAAGCAAAUAGUCGUAGGAAGGAAACAAGAACUGGUUGCCUUGCCAUGAUAAGGCUAAGAUUAGUGGAAUCUAAUAGGUGGAGGGUGGAUGAAGUCAAGCUUGAGCACAAUCACUCAUUUGAUCCAGAAAGGGCUCAAAAUUCUAAGUCACAUAAGAAGAUGGAGGCUGGGAGCAAAAGGAAGGUGGAGCCAACUGUUGAUGUGGAGGUACGAACAAUCAAAUUGUAUCGAACACCUGUUUUAGAUUCUGCUGGUUCUGGAAGCUCAAACUCUAAUGAAGGAGAAAUAAGUAACCAUGUAGAUCGGUUGAGCCGGUUGAAGCUGAAUAAGGGUGAUGCACAAAUUAUUUAUAAUUAUUUCUCUCGGGUUCAGCUAACUGAUCCAAAUUUUGUGUACUUGAUGGAUCUCAAUGAUGAAGGGUAUCUGAGGAAUGUGUUCUGGAUAGAUUCUAAGUCUAGAGCUGCAUAUAGCUUCUUUGGUGAUGUGGUUGUAUUUGACACAACAUGCUUGUCAUAUAAAUAUGAGAUUCCACUCAUAGCAUUUGUUGGAGUAAAUCACCAUGGGCAAUCUGUUUUACUGGGCUGUGGUUUGCUUGCAGAUGAGACAUUUGAAACAUAUAUCUGGUUGUUUAGGGCAUGGCUUACUUGUAUGUUAGGUCGCCCUCCUCAAACUAUAAUAACAGGCCAGUGCCAGGUUAUGCAAAGUGCAAUUGCAGAGGUUUUCCCCAGGGCUCACCAUCGGCUUUGUCUGUCACAAGUAGUGCAAAACAUUCUUGAGAAGUUUGGAGAUUUUCUGGACUUAGAGACAUUUCAAAUGGAAUUGAGUAGGAUGGUUUAUGACUCUAUGAAGGUGGAUGAAUUUGAAAUGGCGUGGGAAACUAUGAUCCAGCGUUUUGGACUUGCAGAUCAUGAGUGGCUCCGACAAUUGUAUGAAGUUCGAGAACGAUGGGCUCCUGUUUACUCAAAAGACACUUUUUUUGCUGGAAUGUCCACUUUUCGUAGGGGUGAAUCUAUUAGCUCAUUUUUUGAUGGCUUUGUGCAUCAGCAGACUUCGUUGAAAGAGUUUUUUGACAUCUAUGAAUUAGUUCUACAAAAGAAGAGGCACAAGGAGGCACUUGAUGAUUUUGAAACAAGAAAUUCAAGCCCCAUUCUGAACACACAGUGCUAUUACGAGUUGCAGCUUUCAAAAUUAUACACAAAUGAAAUAUUCAGUAAGUUCCAGUUUGAGGUUGUGAUGAUGUCCUCUUGUUUUAGCAUAACGCAGGUUCAGACUACUGGACCCAUUAUAACAUACAUCGUUAAAGAACGUGAAGGCGAGGGAAAUAUGACUAAUGUUAGGAAUAUUGAAGUCAUGUAUGAUAAAGCUGGAGCUGAAGUCCGGUGCAUUUGCAGUUGCUUUAACUUCAAUGGGUAUCUUUGUCGACAUGCUUUGUGUAUUCUUAACUAUAACGGCGUGGAGGAAAUUCCAUUCCAGUAUAUUUUGCCUCGAUGGAGGAAGGAUUUUAAGAGGCUCUACGUGCCUCAUAUUGGGUCUAACAAUGUCGACAUCACUAACCCAGUUCAAUGGUUUGAUCAUCUGUACAAACGAGCAAUGCAAGUUGUAGGAGAAGGGAUGAAUUCUCAAGAUCAUUACAUGAUUGCUUGGCAAGCAUUUAAAGAGUCUCUUAAUAAGGUUCGACUCGUCGCAGACAAGCAUAUCUGAUAUUAAUAAUAGGAGUGUAUAUAAAUUUUUGUAGCUAGAUUUCUCUCUUGCAUGUACCAAAAACUCUUCAACCUCUGUCUGCACAUGUCACACUGUAACCUAUGUUGUAGAUUAACUCACUGAUCAGCGUUUUAAAUAUAGUGAUUUACAUAUUGCGGAAUAAAACAUGUAACCAGAAAGUUGUUAUUAGCCUUUUUUUUAAAUCGCAGACUGUCUAAAUUUCAUUCCGUA